ACGCAGCACAAGGCAGAGAAAACAAUCGAAUGCAGCGCGCGUCACAAACAAACCAACACAAACGCACGCCUACACACAUUAGUCAAAAUCGCGUUUAUAUGAAGACGGACGUGGCGAGGUGUGGGUUUCGUGGCUCUUUGUGUGCCGGUGUACGAAUAAAUGCCGGUUUGUGACAGCUACUGUGACGGGUACGCUGGAAUACGAAAUUUGUGAAUUGCAAAUUAAAUAGCGCAAUCGAAGGCAAAGUACAUAAAUAAAUAAAUAAUUGAGUGAUGUGUAAAGAAGGCCAAAGUUAUCAAAGUGAAGCAGAUUAAUUGUGGACAGGGAACGCGUUGAUAGUGAUGAAGUGGGCUAUUCAACGCCUAAUGACCGCACUUUAAGUGGCAGAGUGGAGUAAUAAGUAAAUAUUUUGCUCAGAAACCAACAACUUGGAAGCAAGAAUAAUAAAUAAUAAAGAAUGCUAUGCAAAACGCCAAUAAAAUGAGCUAAACCCGAUAUAUGUUAAUAUAACCAUAAUCUGCUUGCACCAUGUUUGCGUGUAUGUGCAACACGCACAGUUAUGACGUUCCGCUACGCUUCCAGCAAAAAAUGUCAUAACUGCGAUUUUGUGAGCCAACUCAACGUGGAUCGGCAUAACCGAAACAGAAGGUCGUGCUGUUUUUAGCCGCCGCAAAAGCACGCACCUCAACCACUAGGUGGUUUUACGUACCCGUUGCAUGACUGUCUGCUGUGCCGUCUUCAAACGGUAUGUGGAUUUAGCGUCACUUACGUAAGGACUUGCGAUAAAAAGUAGAAAAGCAGGUGCAGUGUGUCCCGCGUGGUCAUGUUGAGGCAGCCACAUUGCGACUGCUCAAAUUUCGUGGCGCGUCGUAAAUUCAAUUUGACAGUUUUUUCGGUGCGCGGCUCGAAGUGAAAUGCCCUGCUUCUGCGUGAUUGUAACGAAAGACACACGCACAUGCAUUUAAAGUGAGCGUUCAUAUUGGUGUUUGUGAGUUGCUACCAUUGUGAUGGACUAUACGCACCGCUGCUCCUGAGUGCCCACGCUCAAAUAAAUAAAUGUGUAAUAAUCGAUUCAAUCUGUGUCGAGCACAAUUUAUCGUCGUAUGCUCCACUUCCACACGACUGCGACCGAUGCGUGUGAAGCACAACUAAAGCAAAAACAGUGAGUGAAUUACGUAUAUAUGUACAGAUAGUCGAAAAGGAACAUUUGCAGUGUGUGUGUGUGUGUGCAAAUACAUGUGUAUCUGUGUGUGUGUUUGACGCUAGCGUGACAAGCAAGCAGCUUAUGUGUUCAGCUCGUCACAUAAAAGGCUAUGAAAGCUUAAGUCUAACGCUAAGCCGCUAUCGUCUCACUUACACGAAAUUGGUUUAUUAAUAACACUACUACAAUCACUACAAGCGCGUUAGCUGAAAGCGACAAUAUCUGCAAGCAAUAUCAGUAAACUGAACUCUCGGGAUUAUAACGCUUUACUAAAGUAAAUACUAAAGCAACAACAAUCCGUGUGCUAUAAAAUUACGAAAAUAAAAAUAGAAAAACUAAUCAAGAAUAGUGCAGCAGUGAAUGGCGGAAACCAUGGCAGGAUUGUGGCUGAAUUUGACUUGCAAAAACUAAAUGGAAGUAAUUAACAUAUGACAACAUGUUCAGUCAAAUUGUGGUGAUUUUAGCGUUUUUUAUUUUAGGUUCUAACAUAAAAGUGGCCUCUGCUAUACUUAAUUGUAUUUUGGCGCGCCAGUUAUGUUUCGAAGACCCGUCUUGUUCGGCUAUCUUAGAAAUAAUACCCCGUGUAUGUGGGCCAAUACCAGUGUCAUGCAGUACAGUUACUGUGACGAAAUGUCAAGCCGCCUUAAGGACACUGCAAGCCUUUCAGUUCUUUCGUCCAACCUGCCUUUGCAAAGAACCCGGCAUGGAUCCGGAUUGUAAUCAUUUUCGUGAUUUUCUCUUCGAUCAUCCAUGUGGUUUCGUGCUCAAGAAAGCCGAAAAGGAUCCAUAUCCCAUAGAUGCAUUGCCGACGUGCAAUCACGCACUGUCUGUGUGUCAGCAGGAGCGCAAAUGCCUCAAGCUUUUCGAGGACUUCAAGGCACAUUGUAAGGUGCGAGACAAUAAAUGCAAAAUGGAGAACAGAGAUGCUUGUCACGACUCGUGGACAAAUUUACGCCUCUCGCCCAUGUUCGGCUGUAUCUGUCCGAAUAAUCAUAUGAAAAAACGCUGUGAUCGUAUAUUUAAUAUAGUUAAUCACAAUCCGUGUGUGGAUAGAUUAAUAUUCUUCCCGGAUGGCGCCAUACCGAAAUUCAAACAAAAACAAAUACAAAAACAACACCACAAUGGCACAUCAUCAUCAACAGCGUCGUCGUCGUCGUCGUCGUCGAACUCAUUGAUAGCCGCCAAUGCCACCGGUCAACAACAGCUCUCGAACAACAUUUCCACCGACGAGGAAGAGGAGGACGACUAUGACGAUCGUAUACGCGCUGAAAUCUAUUCAAAUUAUCCGCACUACCUGCACCCGCCCUCGUGGGGUCUCAACAAUCCGUUGGUAUUGGCCUCGCACUCGCCGCACACCUACGACGACGAAGAUGAAUCGCUGCUGGAGGUGGGCGAUGAUGUGGCGACGCGUGGCCGUCAAAAGACCGAACAAAAGCAACAGUGGCAGCGCCAGCAAAUGACGCCUAAAGCUGAGAAGGAUGGACGCGGCAGUGCGGGCGCCGGCGGUGGCGCUGAUGGUGAUGAUGUUGAGGUUUCGCUGGACACCAUGAACACUGGUCGGCACUAUGCUGGUGUUGGCGGUGGUGUUGGUUUUGGUUUCGGUUCGUCCGGCGCGCGAGAUGAGUCCAUAACGGAGCUUAGCGGCAGCAGCAGCAGCGGCAGCAACAUAAUCACCAUUAGUAAUAGCAACCAUGGCAUGCACCAAAUGCACGAGUAUUUUGAUGGUUUCACUUAUACCACAUCACCCGCCACGGUUUCGGCACCAGAGUCGGCACUUCCGGCACCACCGACACAUCUGCACCAUAACAAAAAGCACCAAAAAACUGCAAUUUCAAGCACAAAUUCGCACAAAAGUAUACAUCUUAGCGACGAAAUAACCACCAGCAGAGACAAGUUAUCCCACCGUUCACGCACCUACAAGGGUGAUAGCAUGGAUGAAAGAGUCAGAAUAAUGGGCAUGGACGAUAAAUUGCAUCUGAAAAUGUUCGAAGAUAAUUUGGCGCUCAUUGAUACGCCGCUCAUAGCAUCAGCGACGAGCACCCACUACCCGGGCACGGUGUCCACCUCACUGCACACGCUGCACGGCAUACUCUUGUACCCGUUCAAUGUGAGCGACUUCCAGCCGCGGCACACAGCGACCGCCGGGCACGAGUCCAGCGCACUGGAUGUCAUCGACACCGGCAACUCGUACGGCUACGAAUCGGGCAAUGGACACAGCAGCGGCGGCGCACACGGUCACAGUCAUAGCGGUGGCGGCGUUUACUAUCAAAGUGGUCAGGAUGUCGAAGUGGACCUCUCAACGGAAAUAAUCAAGCAACACUUUCAGAGUACCUGCCACACAGCGUUGGACACUUGCCGGGAGGAUGUGUCAUGCUCGUCGUCCCUGCAGCCAAUGUUGAUGCAUUGUGAAAUGCACCGUUGCAAUCGCAAUGCAUGCAUGACAUCACUGCAAGCCUUCUACAAAGGUCCGCACGAGGAUUUGAAUUUGGACAUUGCCUUCUGCCUCUGCAAAAAAACAACGAAUCGUCACGACAUGUGCAUGAUUGCACAGGAAAAGCUUCAUCCAACGUGCGCACAAAGGCCGGCCGAUAACAGUAAUCAGCAGGGUUCAAAUGGCAUAUACUACCAUCCGCCGCCGUCCUGCCACUCAGUAGCGGAAAAUUGUAAAGAGGAUCGUGAGUGCAGGCUCAAACUGGAGUACUACGAACAGGCCUGUGCGGUGGACAGCGUAACAAAGAAGUGCGCGGGGCGUCCGAGCGGCUGUCGCACUGCCAUGAUUGGCAUACUCGGCACUAUGCUGCGCACCACUUGCGCCUGCCAAGGCACCGACCCACAGUAUCUAUACCAAUGCGUCGGCUGGCGGCGUCUGCUCUGGCUGAAUCCCUGCGUGGUUGAAGCUCAAAAGGAUUUUCACAUGAAGCGUCUCGCCGAGUUGGGUUAUCUAACGACUACAACUACUACGACUACAACAACCACGACAACAACAACACGCGCGCCACCGCCGCCACCACCGCCUCCGGUAUUGACUACAGUCACCACAACAACAACACAUCGCCAACCGCCCACUUCGCCGCGUCAAACGUCACGCAAGCAGACGACGCACAUCUUUCGUGGAUAUCCGCCAAAGGAAAAAUCGGAGCCCACAUCUAUGGAGGACAAUUAUAUCGAACAGCCCGAUUCGAUACCGUUGCACAGCGGAAAUGAUAAAAACGGAAACACCGGAAAUGGCGAUUAUCACAGCGGGAAGGGCAAGAGCAAUGGCAACGGCAACGGCCACGGCGCCGCCAGUAAUGCAGCAAAUGGCAAUGGCAGUGGCCGAGGUAACGGUAAUGGUAAUGGUGGCAAUGGCAGCGCCACUAGUGCCGCCGUCAAUGCGCCGCGUCACGGUAAAAAUGGCAAAAAUAACAAGAAUGGCAAAAACUCAAAGCACAACAACAACGGCAACGGCAAUGGUAUUGGUAAUGGUAAUGCCAACAAUGCGGCUAGCGCUGGUGCUGGUGUCGUGUACAUCAACGGCCACGAUAGUAGCGGUCAUGCUGCAGCUGCGGAAGCAACAGACGUGGACGCUGCCGUCGGCGCUGCACCGGGUAAUGGAAAUGAUUUUGGCGAUUUCGAUGAUCAAGUGAUUUCUGUGGAGCAAAUUCAAACAACGGAAUAUGCGGGCAACGGUGCAACAGAACCGCCAGCCACAACGACCACAACAGUGGCAACCACAACAACAACGCAAGCGCCAAGAAAUUGCGUGGUUCAACGUCCGCACCAGUCAGAUCAGUUAAUACGUGAAGGCUCUAGCAAGCGGAUCUACUCCUUGGACGAUGCCGAAUGCAGUGAAUUGUGCAGCUGCGGCGAAUCUCUAACGCUCACCUGUCAUGCUCUCUGCGUACCGUUUGCGCCCUGUCGCACCGCCUUGGCCUUCUACAGUCAUGCAUCGCCGGCAUAUCAGGCAUUCCGCGGCCGUUGCCUUUGUUACUCGGGCCGAUUUAUUUGUAUGAAGCCACCGCUAGGCGAAUACACGCUGCCAGGUGGUGUCUUCCUAUUACUUGGUUACAGCUCAGCCGAUGAAGCACUACUACGUCCACAUACAAAUCUCGGUGUGCAAGAUGCCGUGAGAGCAUUGCAACAAUAUGUUACGACACACAUAGACAACCAGACUCAGUGUACGCUAACGCUCUUCAAUAUGACCGAUGAGAACAUCAUAAUCGCAGCUCGCCUGCCACACGACGCCAAACUCAAAGCCAUCGAACUGCUGGGCAAAGAGAAGGAUGAAUGCACUUCGAUACUGAAGACCAUCAGCCACCACAUCAACACCGAGCACCACGAGCUGCAAUCCCACCGGCUGCUGAGCAUUUUCAAAAUGUCCGAAGUCGAAGUGGUUUGGCCCGAAAGCAGUCAAGCCGCUGCGCAGCUGCACAGUGGACCCGCUGCAUGCAUCCUGCCACUCACGCUGUUGUUGUAUACCGUUACAACAACGUUCACCGGUGAUGCCGCCAACAUGCUGCUGUUGUUGUUGGCGAGAGGUGUGUGGCAUAGCCAGAGUAGAGCAGCCGUAACAUGACCAAUGUCGCCAACGUAAUCGCAAGUAAGAAAUGCACAUUUCGAAAAGCAACAACAACAACAAAUUAAUAUAUGGUAGAGAUUAGUAAUUAAUUAAUAUUUGUACAUGCAUAAAUCGGUAAUAAGGGAAUUAAGAAAUACUCAAAGUAGUCAUAAAGCAGUAGUAAAUAACGGUAAUGGCUUACUGUUACAUAAGUAACGGCAAAGCAAGUGUUAUGAGUUUAUAAUUUAUAAUGCAUUUUUCUUUAAUUUCAAAAACCGUCGACAGUUAAGAAAAUGCGCAUUGAAACAAACAGAAAUAUACAUACCUACAUAUACAUAUAGUAAAUAGUCAUUUAUAUGGCAUGUACAUACAUACAUAUAUACAUACACAUAUGGAAAAUAUGCAUUAAUUGAGCAAGUAUUUGUAUGUGACGUUAAGUUAAAGGGCAUUUAAGCAUAGGCCUCCGUUAAGUUGAGCAUUAAGUAAGCAAGUGUGUGUGUGACUGUUAAUUCAAUUAAUUGAAAAGUUCGAAAAAUGUGUAAAUAUAAUAUAUAUUUAUAAUGUGUGGAGUGCCGUACCUAUAUAUAUAUGUAAAUAUAUAAACAUUUAUGUAUCAUAUUGGGAUAUAUGUUAAACCGUUAGCAGCUAAAGGUCGAUUCCAUGCUAAGUUAAGUUAGGUAAUUUGGGCAAAUUAGUUUAUGCGAAGCACAUGUUCAGACCGUUAUGUAUACAUGUAGUUAUGUAUAUUAGAUAGAAUAGUUGAGCAUACGAGUAUGUUUAAAUGUAUGUAGGUAUGAGAUCUCAAGCAAGAAUUUUAGUUCACGGUUCCAAAACCUGUCUGGAUUUAUAUCACUAUGUCUUAACUGUUAUUUUCGGACUACUCUCACUCAAAAAAUACUUUUAUGUAUUUGAGUAUAAUCAUCUAUAUAUAAAUACAUAUUAGGGUGGGUCAGAAAAUAUCAAGUUUGCAUUUUAUACUCUGAAAAAUUGUCGAGAAAACUUUCCAUCAAACAUGAGCUCUUAAUACUAAUAAGAAGGCCCUCCACUUUCCAGUGUCCUAUUUUGUCCUUACUAUUGGAAUUCAAAUUUGUAAUACAGUAUAUAUUAUUUGAAAAUGUGUUUACUCUCCUAAAUUUUUAGGAAACUGAAUUCUCUCCAAAAUGGUUUCAAAUAAUUUUUUCUGUUUUUGAUUUAUAAAGUACUUUUUUAAAGAAAAUACACAGAAAUUUCAAAAUUGUUAGUAAAUGUUUAUUAUUAUAUUCGAAAGAACAUUCGUUUGCAUUUACUUUUGGAAGAUUAUCUUUCUACGUCUCUGAUGGUCCAUCCGUUGAAUGCUAUUUUCGAUGACUCGUUCGAGUAUUUCGACUGGCGAACCUGGCCUGAAUCGAACGGGUUUGUCCGCAAAGACUUUAGACUUUACAUAACCCCACAGAAAAAUUCUAACGGUGUGAUAUUACACGAUAUUGGUAACCAAUCCACUGUCCCAGAACGUGAAAUUAUCUGUUCACCGAAGUGUUCUCUCAAUAAAUCCAUUAAUUGAUGCGAUGUAUGGGAGGUGGCGCCGUCAUCAGCAUUAUUUUUGAUGAAGUAUGGACCGGUGAUUCCAGUGGCCCACAAACCACACCAAACCAUUGUGUUUUCUGGAUUAAAUGCAGGUCUUGAACCUCUUGCUCUUAGUCCCAAAUGCGGCAAUUUCGCUUGCUUACAUACAUAUUGAGCCAGAAAUGAGCCUCAUCACUGAACAAAAUUUGGAUUGAAAACUUCGGAUUUUCUUAAAAUCAAGAGCCCAUAGAAUUCAAUAUAAGAUAUCGACGUAAAAUGCUCCAAGUUGUUCCAUACGUCAGUCCGACUUACUGCGAACGAAGCCGAAUCGACUCUUUAUGGUCUUGGUGUACACUCUCAGCGCUACGGCUGCUAUAUUUUCUUUACUGGAUCUCAAGAUGGAUAAAGAUGUUGCGAUUAGUAUGCUCAGUGGGCCGAUUAUGUUGACCAUAAGUUGAUCGAAGUGCGCGAAAGACAUUUACAGAACAUGAAUUUUUGUAAUAAAGUUGAACUAUUUGUAAAUGUUGUUAAGGCGUCAGUCUUUCCACGAUGAAAUGUCAAACAAUACUGAACAAAAAUAACAUGACAACUUGACAUGACUCACGCGUGAUCAAUAAAAAAAAGGCCAUUGAAAAAAGUACCUCUACCUGGAUCACCCGUUUUUAAAAGCUCAUGCUUGGAAUGAGUACUUCUUAAAUGUAUACCAAUAAUUUUUUCAGCGUAUAAAAUGACAAAAACAAAUUAUUGAUUUUUUUCCAACCACCUUAAUACAUAUCUAGGUAUAUAUAGAGGUACGUUUCAUAACAAUUGAACUACUUUUCUUUUAUUUACAUAAAAACUUAAAGAAAACCUCCGCUAUUAGUAGUUAAGAUCUUCAAAUGUUUAAUAAUGCGAACCCUUUAAGAAAAAUCUGUUUGGUUUUUCAGUCUGUUAUUUUUCAUUGAUUCAAAUGCUGCAUUUAACCCGCCAUCCUCUGAAACUAAGCAAUAUUUAUCUUGUGAUAUUGCAUAUCAAUUUCGCAUAUCAAUUUUGACUUUUGUCUUUUGAUCUUAGUACGCUUUUCUAAAAUUUGUUACAACCACAUAUUCUAUGCUACCGAAAUUAUACGAAAGAAAUACGUAUUAUUGAUGGUUAUAUUUUACUUAUACUUAUAUGUACAUAUAUACAUAAAUAUAUAAUUGUUUAUGAUAUAAUAGUUAUAAUAAAGGUUACAAAUAUUUGUACAUAAGUUCAUACAUAUAUAAUGAAAAACACAAUGAAUUUUUAUACAAACUGCUGUCUAUAUAAUAAACUAUUGGAAAAAUGAUAAUAAUACUCUUAAAGAAAAAACUAGCAUAAGCAGGCAUUUAGGACAGACAAACAUAAGGAAUAUUUGAACUUAAAAAGGUAUAAAAUGUAGAGAAGAAUAAGAGAAAAUGAGAGAAGAAGAACAAGAAAAUAAAAAUAAAAUAACAAAUGGCGGAAAUAACUAAAGAUUAAGAUUAAGUUUAUGAACUUCCGUCUCUUGUUGUUAGUUGAAAAUGUUUUUUUUUUUAUAAAAGGUAUUCAUAAGAUUAAUACUCUGCACUUUAUUUCAUUGAACGCUUAAAUCUUUGAGAACAGCUCGUUUAUCACUUCAUUUGCAUUAAAACAAUUUUUUUUGUAAAUAUUUUGGACAAAAAGUAGAAAGACUUUGUUCAUAAUUUUACAAUUACGUAUGUAUUCUUGGAAACACGAAACACUAAUGAUUAUUUUGAUGUGACUUUUGACAUAGAUGUCACUGAAUGUGAUACCAACCUUUGAAUAAGCAAACAUAAAAAACGCAUACGCAUAUACAACCUAGAAAAAUAAAAUAUUUCAACGAAUGGGUUUUCGCGCGAAAUUUCAAUUAAAAAGUCUUACUAUUUUUUGUCCACAGGCAGCGCACACAAUUAUUAUUUUCAAUAAAUACCAUCGUUAAUUCAAUAUAUUUUCAGUUAAAUCAUUAAUUUAUUUAUCAGCAUUCUCAUUCUUUGACGAAAACCACCAAUUUAUUUCUUUAAACCAUAAUAAAUUUUUUAUGCAACCAAUGUUAAUGAUUUCAAAGUGCAACAAGCGUUGAAAUACGACAGCUGUAACCGAUACGUUGUGGCCAACAUCCAUCUGUGGUCAAUUUAAAGUGUGUCAAUAAAUUUCAAUAAUAAUUCGUUCGCCAUGCACAGUGGCAAGGAAAAGUAUUUUAACGGUGGCGUGGAGUGAGUGAAGAAGCAAACUCUCAAAGCUGCUAAGCGUUUUCAACUAGUGUAACAAAAAUGACAAUUAUUCAAGAAUUUUUAAAGAAAAUUUAAAGACUUUUUUUCUAUUAUUUUGUUUUUUAUAUUUAUAAAAGAACUCAGUAGUAAUAUGAGUAAACAUUUAUUUACAAAGAAGUGCAUAUUUUGUUUUCAAGACACUGUAGCUUUUUUACUAUAAUAAUGUAUUUAAUUUCUCACUCAAUUACCUAUAUUAUAUGCUUUAUUUUGAUCAAUUAAAUUUAUUCAUAUGUAAAACUUGCGGUUCAUAUACAUUGUGACAGAGAAAUAUCGAAAAUUGCAAAUUAAACGCAAAAUAUUUAAUUAUUCAUCAAUAUUUAUUUUGUGGAACUCAAUGUUAUCCCCACCAGAUUUAAUACACUUAUGCCAUUUACCCAGGAAAUUUAAUUAAAAUUUCCGGUGCUUUCUUGUCACAAUUUAUUUUUAGUUUAAACAUUAAAGUAUGCAGUAGGUAAAAUAAUUAUUAUUUCAAUUAGUUGCUAUAGCAUGCUCUUUUAAUAUUUAUUAAAAGUUAACUUGAAAAUUAUGGGUGUCCCAAGCUAUAAGCUAGAUUUUUUUUUUUUCGAAAAUUAAAUCUCAUACCCUCAUUUCUUUUAAAUGAUUUUAUUAGCAUAAAUAAAAAAUAUUAUGCGAUUGAAUCAUGAUAACUUGUGCCGAUUUUAUACUGAACAUAAUAAAUACCAAGAUUUUUAGAAGUUAACGCUUAUUUAGUUAAUAAAACACUUUUAUACCCAAAACAUAUUUCUAUUUAAUAUUAAGUUCGUUUUUUACAGUCAGCAUAAAUAGUCCGAUGUUCGUAUAUGCAGCUUAAUAAGAAUUGCUUUUGCUUCUCCUCAACUGUAAUGAAUCCAAGAAAUUUAUGCACACUUCUCCGCUCUUUCCACGAUAUCCUUAACUCAGCCUUCAGCCCUCAUCACAGAAAAAUUCUUCUUGACCACUUGAAACGAAGGGGAAUAUGGCCAUAGAUGCCAUGCUUUGACGGUUUCACUUUGGUUAAAUUUUCAAACGUUUCUAUUUUAAUUUCUUACUCUACGUCGCCACCAAACAAAGAAAAGACAGUUAUUUCAUCGACUAAAUACCAUAGAUUGUGGCUUAAUUGCUGUGAAGCAACUUUCGAACGCUCUGUAACCAUUUUUUAAUAAGGAUAUUACAAAGAAAAAUCAAAUAUCGAACAGUGCCCUAUCCUCACUUUCAAUUUAGCGCUAAGAAGUGCUAUUCUCAGUGCAUAAAUCGCCACACCACAUAAAAUGUCACUGGGAGCUUAAAUAGUUUUCGAUGGACAUCGUUCCGAACCGCCUUAGCCUGUUCUCUUUCUGAUGAGUUGUAGUCUAAUCUUGACACAGCUAUCAAUUAAAUUUUAUUUUCAUAUGAAAUUGCUACCCGAAGACGUUCUUCAUUGGAUUUGCCACCAUCUAAAGCAAACCAUAAUUUGUGAACAGUCACAAACUCUGGCAUCAAAUUUUGUAAAUCAGUUUUAACGAAUUCCGUUAUUAAUUCUUUGAAUUGAGAACUUACUCAUAGGAAAUUCAUCAAUAUAAUAUGCAAGUGCCUCACUAGUAGGUUCAAGAACAUAUACAGUGUCUCUCAUAAUUUAAGGACGCCUGUCUAACCUGGCUACGCAUUUUAAAUGAAGUCUUUCCGUAUUGAUUUUUCUUCCUAUAAUUUGGGUUGCAAGCACUAUUUGUUCAUUAUUCUUGUUGUAAGGAUUCUAGGUUCAAACCACUAUCUGAGUUGAACAAAGGCGUCUUCUUGUAUUGGAUUAUUUAUUGAUUUCAUUGGGGUUAACUCUAGAAUACUUUUACAUCUUCGUUUCUCCUCCUCAGUAUUUUUCAGGCGUUGCCUUUCCAUCUUAUCGGACCAUUUUUAAGCAAAUCGGCGCCGGUAUCCUAAUCCUAUCAACACCAAAUUUAGUUUCCAAUUGUUUCAACGUGAUUCAAACAAAUUAAGGGAGUAUAAUACAAAAAAAAAGCUAAUCGGACACCCUAAUUUUACUUUAUUUUAUUUUAUUUUAUUUCAUUUUAAUUUAUUUAAUAUUAUUUGUUAAUUUUUUAUUUUCUUUAUUUUAUAUAUUAUAUAUGUAAUAUUAUUUGUUAAUUUUUUAUUUUAACUUAAGCAACUCGCUGUUGAGUUAAACAACCCAACCAAGGUUUUACAAGCAAAUACAAAUAUGUAAUAAAUGUAACGAAUAUGCGUAAAGUAAUGAGAAAAUUAUAAAAUUAAUAACAAAACAUAUCAAGUUGUACACCUAAAUAUUUACACGUAUACACAAACACACAAAUAUUACUUGUAUAUGAGCGUUUAAAUAUUGACAUAAAAACUUAACAAUUUAAUAUUGCUAUACGUUUAUUGUAUAUGUUAGUUAAAAGAAAACAGAAAAAACUAGUGGAACAAAUUAAAAAUUAAUUAUAAUAAUAUUGAGUUAGUCAAUAUUAACAAAAUAUUAAACAAGCAAGGGAUGAGUUCAUGGUAGAGCAGAUAGCAGACAGCAGACGGGCCCUCAAUAGUACGAUUAUUUUUAUAAUUUUAGCAGGAUAUAUUAACUAUUUUGAUAUAUCAUUAUUUCCAAUGACUGCUUUUUAAUAUAAAUUAUUAAAUUAUACUGUAAAUAUGUACAUAAAAAACUAUUUAAUUCAAAUGCUUGAAUGGAUAUGCGUACGUAUGUGCUAAAUAAUCAAAAGCUUGUAUAAAGUAGCUUUAUAUUAAAAAAUAUAUAAACUCUACUUAUAUGCCAUACUUUAGCUAAAAAGCUAUUAAAAUAUUAAAGAAGAAAACUUUUUUUCAACGGAUUAAAAUAAUAUUAUUUAUAUUUCAUUUGAGAGCGCAAUUUAAUGUUUACAAUAAAAAAUAGUAAUAAUAAUAAAACAAACAGAUAUUGCUAAAAGAGUCUACAUCGAAAAUUAGCUAUGAAGGUUGACAGCCACACAUUUUACUACUUUCACAGAUUGAAAGCUUCACUUCGUGUUAGCUCCUAGGAGGAACAGGUAUUCUCUAGAUCAAUGUUAUUUACUGAUAACGCUUCGGUAGUUUGCAGCUCAUUUUCAGACCAUGUGUGUAUGUCGUACUAUAUUUGGAAGCGCCUCGGCACUUCUCUCGUUCUGUUGGCCCAUUUUGAUUUGAAAGCUCGUCGUAUUCUUAUCCUUCUAGUGUUGUCUGAGGUUUGCUUUGCGCACUUAUCUCGUUUUGUUUGCUGUUCCCCUCUUUCAACAUGACAUAUGGUACUCUCCAUUUUAUCCGUUUCUUGCUCUAGUUGGCUGGAUGCCGUAAACUCAAGAAGAGCUGUUACUGUCGUUAAAAAAUUAAUGAUUAACCUGCGCUCGUACAUCUUGUGUCUAUUUUUGCCUUCAUCCAGUUCCUGUGCAGGCUACCGAUAAUGUAGAAGACCUCGUCUAGCUGAGAUACACCAUUUUCUAUUUCGGUACUUAUAUUGUUUUGCCUUAACGUGACUAACUUCAUCCGUUUGAGGGUAGCGCGACACAUUAGGAGCGCUUCGUCCUCUUGUACUCUCAUUUUCAAAAUGAACUCUUGCCUUGGAGAGUUUUAUACGUUUUAGCGGCAGAAAACAUUUCUGAAAUAAUUUCGAGGCAUGGUGGCGAGUUGACAAUCCUGUCUGACUGUCGUAAGAACGGAGGAUGUUUUAGGUCUUUUAAGGGUUUAUAUACAGUUAGAAGGCAGAAAAAAGGCGAAUUUUCCAUAAUUUUUUCUGAGAAAACUUUUAUUUUUAUUGAUUCAAAAUUUGUACACAUACUAUGGUAUCUUUUAACUGUAUUUAAGGUUUAGUAUUAGUAAAAAUAUUUAUUUGGAAAGGAACUAAAACUGAUCUCCGGGAGCUUCUAUCAAAAAAGACGUUUUGCGGUGACUACUGCAUCUCUAAAAUUUGGGACCAUUCAGAUUAGCUGUUUUCGAGUACAGUGGGUCACCAACUUUGAAACAACAUUUUGAGAAAAACGCGCCUAAAAUUUGAAAUGCACUUCAAAUUACUCUGAAAGGCCUUUUCAAAUUUUCAUGUAACUUCGAAAAUAUUCACCGGAGCAAUAUGAAACUUUCUGUGUGUAUUCUUAAGUAUACGUACAUUAAGGGGUCAGUAGGGUAAUCUUCUUCCAAAAUUUUUUUUUUUUUCAUUUUAUGUUCCCUUAUACAGAAACUCACUUUACCAUUGGAAGGUUUCGAAAAAAGCCCAAAAAUAAUAAUACCGCUCGACGUUCGGAGCGCUCGGCGUGUACAUCUCAAACUUUAAACGCGUUUUUCUCAAAACACACUUUUUUAACCUGGCGGACAUGAUUCCGGUCGAACUACUCAACCGAUUUGUUUAAUUUUUUUUAAUGUUCACAAAACGCCUGGCUAUCGUCCCUACUAUGACAAUGUUAUAACAAAAUUUAUGUAAAAAAAUAUGGGGAAAAAUUAAAAAAAAAAAAACGUUAAUUAUUUUUUUAUUUAUCAACAUUUUUUCAUGAUGCCAGUAGGAACCCUAACCAUUCACGUACUUUUUGAGAACAAAUUGAGUUUUUGUGUUUUAGAUGAUCCAAGCGUGAGAAAUCGUGUCCACCAGUGAAAAAACGCAUUUCAUUCACCCAGCCAUUUCUCCGACAGAUGUCAUCAAAAAAUUCCGAAACAAUUUUUUUAUACACUCCCCGAUAUACCUCAUGAUAUGUGAAAAAAGUUCUAUUGUAGAAUAAAAAUUUCUAUGAAAAAAAAAUAUCAAAAGAACUGGCCCGAUUACCCUACUGAUGCCUUAAGAAAAUAAAGUAGAAAAUUCGGUUAUUUGAAAAUUCUAACUGUAUUUAACCCCUUAAGCUGAACCUCCCUCUCGUGUCGCUUUUGAUCAGCGGCUGCUUUUUGGGUACUCGAAGCCAAACUAGAUAUUUAAUUCGUCAAACUUUAACCCUUGGUGGCCUGAGCUCAGCCUUUGAAUUUAAAUAAAAUUAAAAUAAAAUACAAUAAAAUAAAAUAAAAUAAAAUAAAUAUAAAAUAAAAUAAAAUAAAAUAAAAUAAAAUAAAAUAAAAUAAAAUAAUAUAAAAUAAAAUAAAAUAAAAUAAAAUAAAAUAAAAUAAAAUAAAAUAAAAUAAAAUAAAAUAAAAUAAAUAAAAUAAAAUAAAAUAAAAUAAAAUAAAAUAAAAUAAAAUUAAAUUAAAUUAAAUUAAAUAAAAUAAAAUAAAAUAAAAUAAAAUAAAAUAAAAUAAAAUUACAUUAAACAAAAUUUAACGAAAAUAAAUUAGACAAAACUAUUAAAACGGUAAACGAAAAAAGUUAAAUUAAAACUUGUUCUGGAAAUAAAAGAACAUAAACUUUAAAAUCAAAUAAAAUCUACAAAAAUUUUCUUUAAACUACAUUUUUAUUUCAAAUCGUGUAAAUUUAAAAUUCUGAAAACAACAACCAACGUGUAAAUAUUUGCGCAAACCAAAAAUAACCAAAUAGAUGAGUCAUAAAAAGUAAUACGUAGGUAUAAAUAAAAAAUGUUAUGCAGUUAUCAGGUGUUGAACAUUGUAAUCAGCUACUGAGCUAACAAAUCGAUAGAAAAUCCUGCAAACAAACACACACAAAUACAUACAUAUAAUCCAGUAUAACACAUACAACAAACAUGAACGCUUACCGUUAUUAAUAGAAAAAUACAAACGAUGUAUGUAUGUUUCACUAGCUUACCAAAAAGCAUACACAUGUACAUAUGUAUAACACACAUACAUAACAUAACAAGUAAAAGGCACAGAGACAUGUAAAUAAAUGCAUUUAACGUAAAUUGUACAGUUAAUACUUUAGUAUAGCGAAAGCGAAUAAAUCUAUUUGCCGCAUGACCAUUUAUCGUAGAAUGGCAACAAACUAACACACACACACACACACACACACAUGUGCAAACAAGAGCGUUAUUUUUGCUAAUAUAACAGCGAUGUGCAAGUGCAAACGCCGUUAUUAUCGCUUUGGCGGAUAUGUAACCGGAAACGGAAACGAUUGUGGCGACACUGCCAUUGUAAUGCGAAUAUCAAUAGCGGAUGUAUUUGAACACAAAAUCGGACGCAUGCAAAUACGCGUGCAUGAGCAUGCCUCUGUGUGUGUACGUGUGUGUGGGUGAGCAUGGAUGAGUGAAAGGUAUAUGCAUGCUGCAGCGUGUGCAUAACUUCCAAUGCAAAUCGAACAGGAAUUGUGUAAUGAAUUGAAAAACGCACGCGAAAUGCUUGAAUAAAUGAGCGAAAAUGCAAAGCGUUUGAAAAUUAUUGAAUGCGAAAAAAGCUAGAAAUGGUCACAAUCAUGAAAUUAAGUCUUCCUCAGCGCGAAAUCGUUUUCAUUGGCGAUAACUUUGCGUUUGUCAUUAACUAUGUAACUAGUAAAUUGCUUAAUUAUUAUGUAGUAUAUAUAUAAUUAUAUUAAAAAAACAAAAACAAAAACAUUUAUAGUUAAAAUAUAUGAAUUGAAAUUGCUUAAGCGCAAUUACGUAUAAAUAGCAGUUCGUUGAUAUAAAAAAAAAUAUAUAUAAUAUGCAUAUGCUUUUGUAUAUUAUAGAAAUCUUAUGGCAACUAACCACAUGCAUACACACACAUAUGUAAAACAGAUACUAAAAACUAAAACUAAAUAUAAAUUAAACUAAAUUUAAGCAACAAAUGUUUUAAGCAGCGCGAAUGGCAAACUUUUUGCAUGUGAAAAAUGUAUAGCCACACAUAUAUGCUAUCUAGUAUACAUACAUACUUGUUAGGGCUUAAUACAGCAAGCGGUAUAAACUAUAUAUACAUAGAUAUUUCUGAAACGCCGGAACUAAAAGUAAAACGUAACAACCACGCGCUUUAGCAAAAAAUAACAAAAAAAUACAGUUAGUACUAGUAUCCCCUGCUAUAGGCGCCUAAAUAUAUAUAAUAUAUAAAUAUAUAGAAAAUAACGCUUGCCAGCCAUAAAAUCACAAAAUUAUUGCAGCAACCUAAAAGGAGAGCAACUUUAAGCCGCUUUAAGACAACCCAUGUAAAUACAUAUAUACAAAUAUAUAUAUAUAUAUAUAUAUAUAUAUAUAUAAUAGCAAAAUAGCUUAUUGGACCGCUAAAGGAGUAAAGAAAAAGUAAAAACUAAAAACUAUAAUUAAAUAAAAUAGUAAUAACAAAAACAGCAAUUGAAAACGUUACAGUAGAAAUAUUAGACGAAUUUAAUAUGAUGAUGUGGUAAAUGAAUCGGAAUUUGUUAGCGCAAGUGUGAGCAAAAGCAAACUACUCAAUAUCCAAUAGCAACUAUUUAUAUAAUUAUAACUAUAAACGGUUUAUUCGAUAUUAAAGUAAAACUAAAAAACAAACUCAAAAAUAUAUACAUAUACAUCUAUAUAGUUACAUACAACAGCUCAACCAAAUAACAAGCGUUUAAACAAACGGCAACUAGACACUAAAAAAAUAUAUGAGUUACAAAACCAAACAGCAAAGAACAAAACCAAAAUGCGUAAGAGAAGUUGGAUGAUAGCAAAUAAUAAAUAAAAAUAUUACAAUUGCAUACUGAUAAAUCAAAUACGUUACGCACCUAUACAAAUGCAGACACACACGAACCCAAAUAUACAUCACAACAAUAAGAAUUGCAUUGUGACGCGCACAUACACACGUGAAAAUUAAAAAAAAAAGAAAUUUAAUUAAAUUUGUUCAAGGCGAUCACUUUUUUUCUACUUAAGUUCUAUGUUAUUUAUAAAAACACAAUUUGUUGUUGUUUUGUUUAAUAUUUAAAAUAUUAUAGCAGUUAUUUAAACAUUGAUUUAAAAAGCUUAGUACAGAAAUAAAGCUUUUGGAUUCGAACUAUAAUUUUUAAUGGAACUUUUAUCAUAUAUCCAAGCUUAAAAGCUCAUCUCUUAUGCAAACAAAAGCUUUCGAUUUUGAGAAGGAAAAACUUAGCUAUAAAAACAUUGAUUUAAAAAAUUUAAAAGGCUCACUUAGCACAGCUUGAAUAGUUUAGCUUGAAUUCGAACUCUAACUUUUCACGAGGCUUUCAUCAAAACUCAAAGCUUAAAAGGCUUAUCACUUAAUACAGAAUUCAAAGCUUUUGAAUUCGUACUCUAAUUUUUAAUGAAACUUUCAUCAAGUCUCAGAGCUUAAAAAACUUCUCUGUUAUGGAAUUGAAAGCUUUCAAUUUCGAGAAGGAGACAAUUUAGCUAUAACAAAAAACAUUGAUUCAAUUAACAAAGUUUAAAAAGCUCGCUUAGCAAAGAAAUAAGAGCUUUUCAACUCGAGAGAUUCCACCAAACUUCCACCAGAUUUCAAAUGUGAAUAAAUUUCGAAAGAUUUGUGUUCCAUAAGUGAAACAGCAAAAUUAUAAAAAACAGCAUUGAUUUUUAAAGCUUAAAAAGCUCACUUUGAUAAAAUUUAAAGCUUUUGAUUUCGAACUUUUGAGUUUUCAUACAAUUUUAAGCUUUGAUAUUAAAAAGCUCACUCAGCAUAUAGAUAGAGUUUUCAGUUCUAGAGUUUCAUUGACACUUUCAUCAGAUUGCAAAUGAGAAUCAACCACUAAUGAUUUAAAAGAAAGAGAAAUGAGAAAGCACAAUCUUAACCACAAACAUUAAUUCUUGAAGCUUAAAACUAUCACUUAGUAUAGAGUUUCAAGCUUUCAAAAUUCAAACUCUAGUUUUCAGGCAACUUUUAUCAGAUUUCAAAGCUUAAAAAGUUCACAUCGCAUAUAGAUAAAAGCUUCUGAAAGUGAAAGUUUCUAUGAAACUUUCAACAGAUUUCAAAUGAAAAUAAACUAAGAGAGCUUUAGAAGGAAACGCAAGUGAGAAAGCACAAUUAUAACAAAAAACAUUAAUUUUUAAAGCUUAAGAAUUCACUUAGUACAGAAAUCAAAGCUUUAAAUUUGAGCUUUCAAGUUUUCAUGCAACUUUAGUCAACUUAGCAUAUAUGUAAAAACUUUUGAAUAUGAGAAUAUGAUAUCUAAUUUUGAUACUUCAUCUAGUCUUUUGGACGGCCAAGCUCCUAGAUGUCUAAGGCAAGUUCUAGAAAUCUUGGCCAGAAGCAUAGGAUAUGUUCCAGUAUCUUUCUCAUGCCCACUUCCCUACACUUUUAGUAUGUAUCGUCAUGACCUACCCGCCAAAUCGGCAUGUGAGUGAGUAGGUUAUGACCAGAGACUUGGCCAACCACCCUUCUGCAGUCUUUUCACUUAAAAAUAGUGUUUAAAAUAGGCAAGAACCACGUAACUAUGCAUAUACCCAGCUACCCAGAAAGAUUUAUAAUCUUAAUAAAACGAGACCUAUUUAAAAAAAUACAACAUAUGGUAUUUCAACAACAAAGUAUAAAGAAUGGCAGUAGGUUUCGAGGUAAAAACAAUUUUAUAUUUUCGAGACUUUCAAAAACUUUUAGUAUAAUUUUCAAAUGUUUCAAAAGAGCAACUUAGCCUGCUUAAUUUUGAAAAAUAGUUGAGUAAUAUUUGAAAAUAUAAAUUUAGAUAACAUUUGCGCGAGUCUAUUGAAACUAUAAACAUUUUAGAAAAAAAUCGAGACAAAUUCUGAGUUUGCCUAAAUCUGCCACUAUUUUUUCUCACUAAUUUAAAAAUCAUAAAAUUUUUCUUAAUUUUUUUAAUUUGUUUUAUUAUUGUUUUUUUUUAAUUACUGCCUAAUUUUUAUUUUUAAAUCAUGUAAUAUUAAAAAAACACCAGUCGCACACAUAUACAGAGAGAAACACAUCACAAGCACAAGAACCACAACACACACACAUAGACACUUAAGAUAUUAACAACAAAAAAAAAAACAAAUAGUAAAAAAUAAAAAAUAAAAAAGUUAGGAAGGAAGCAAAAUAGUGAAUCCGUUAGAGAUUUCUAAUUAAGUUGGCUUUAAUUACUAAGAUGAAACCUAAGAAAGUGUAUGGCGAAUUGUGUAAGUGACAAAAAGUAAAUAGACGUAAAGAAAAUGCAUAAAAUGAAAUAAAUAACUAAUGGUCAAUAUAAACAAAAUAAAAACGAAAA
This is a messenger RNA of Bactrocera neohumeralis, 19448 nucleotides long. RefSeq lists its product as uncharacterized. Bases 1638 to 5756 code for a protein of 1372 amino acids. Gene Ontology annotation, cellular component: external side of plasma membrane; signaling receptor complex. Lineage: Eukaryota; Metazoa; Arthropoda; Insecta; Diptera; Tephritidae. The record is from RefSeq and is a predicted model, not a curated record. The transcript is spliced from 21 exons. Gene Ontology annotation, molecular function: signaling receptor activity. Gene Ontology annotation, biological process: nervous system development.